Messenger RNA from Schistosoma curassoni, 1275 nucleotides. The record is from the annotation of a GenBank genome assembly. NCBI's taxonomy places the organism in Eukaryota, Metazoa, Platyhelminthes, Trematoda, Strigeidida, Schistosomatidae.
AUGCAUGAACGAGCUCUUUCAGCUAGGUUGAAUACAUGUGCUGACUGUAGGUUCAUGUCAACUGCUUCCAAAAUCACUCUAGGAGUUUCGUGUCUCUUUACAUUGUCGACAUUUGCAGGUGUACAUAUUUCUCAAGCUCUUGAACGUGAAAAGCUUGGUGAGAACGUGCGCCGUGAAAUAGAACGUGAAAUCCAAGAAGAAAAAAAUCUACCAGUGAUGAACAACUCGAUGGCUCUAAGUGAUACAAGACUAGUAUCUGAUGAACAUUGUCUUUCUGUCAGCGUUUCAUUCGACAAUCCAAGCUUCGCAGAAGUUGCCAUGCGCUCACUUUCCGUGGAUCCUUCUCCUCCACGAUCUACAGUUAAAGAACAAUUAAAUCAAAAGGGACGAACAGAUUUUUAUUAUGGAGCUACUGAAAAAGAUGCGAAGCGUUUAGUUCUUGAGAAUUUUGCAAAACACCGGGAUGCUGCCUUAGCACGUCGUGAAGAAGAAAAGAAAGAAUUACAUGAACGAGAUGAACGCGAACGUAAACGAAGAGAAGAAAAAAAGAAAGAAGCCAUUAAGGCGAAUCUUGCCCCUCCAAAGGAGUUAAGCAAAACUGAUAAUUUAAACGGUACAAGUGAGGAGCCGUCAGACAUGUCCACACUACCACAAACAGAAGCAAAGCCAUCACUUGAGAAAAGUGAUCUGCCUAAACCAAUCAAAGUUGGUUCGUCUCCUGAUGAUGAAGAAGAUGAGGAGGACAAGGGAAAAUUGAAACCGAAUGAAGGAAAUGGUGCAGAUCUGCCAAAUUAUAGCUGGACUCAAACAUUGAGCGAUGUUGAUAUUAAGAUUCCAACACGUUUACCACAUUCCAUCAAAUCUCGCGAUGUCUAUGUUGAAUUUACCAGAAAGCACAUCAAAAUUGGUUUAAAGAAUCAGGAGCCCAUUUUAGCUGGGAAUUUGUAUAAUGAAAUUAAGGUUGAAGAAUGUGUAUGGAGUCUCCUGGAUGGGAUCACUAUACUCGUCCACCUAGAGAAAUCUAACAAAAUGGAAUGGUGGAGUCGUAUCUGUGAUGGUGAACCAGAAAUGAAUACACGUAAAGUUCAACCGGAAAAUUCCAAACUCUCUGAUUUAGACGGUGAGACUCGAUCUAUGGUUGAGAAAAUGAUGUAUGAUCAACGUCAAAAAGAGCUUGGUCUGCCAACAUCCGAAGAUCAGAAAAAACAAGAAAUGUUGAAAAAGUUUAUGGCUGCUCAUCCUGAAAUGGAUUUUUCUAAAUGUAAAUUUUCUUAA